This is a messenger RNA of Cheilinus undulatus (humphead wrasse), 1630 nucleotides long. It is a transcript of the gene gpn1, whose product is annotated as GPN-loop GTPase 1. NCBI's taxonomy places the organism in Eukaryota, Metazoa, Chordata, Actinopteri, Labriformes, Labridae. Gene Ontology annotation, molecular function: ATP hydrolysis activity; GTPase activity. The transcript has 13 exons. The record is from RefSeq and is a predicted model, not a curated record. The coding region runs from base 39 to 1241 and encodes 400 amino acids.
CAUCGCCUUUACGGCAGCCGGUUCCCACAACAGACAUCAUGGCAGAUGCUCCGCAGUGCUCCAGUGCUGAGGAGGGUUUAAUGGAGGAUCAGGGGAGCUCAGCUGCGGGGAGAGACAGCGGGACACCGGGAGCUACAGCCCGGGAUAAACCCGUGUGUCUGAUCGUUCUGGGCAUGGCAGGUUCCGGGAAAACCACCUUCGUUCAGAGGUUGACGGCUCACCUGCACACUCGUAAAGCUCCUCCUUAUGUCAUCAACCUAGACCCUGCUGUCCAUGAAGUCCCCUUUCCUGCAAACAUAGACAUCAGGGACACAGUGAACUACAAGGAGGUGAUGAAGCAGUACGGCCUCGGACCAAACGGAGGCAUUGUGACGUCACUCAACCUGUUCGCUACACGCUUUGAUCAGGUGAUGCAGUUCAUAGAGAAGAAGCAGCAGAAUCACAGGUACGUGCUGAUCGACACGCCGGGUCAGAUCGAGGUUUUCACCUGGUCAGCGUCCGGAACCAUCAUCACAGAGGCUCUGGCAUCAUCUUUCCCCUGUGUCGUCAUUUAUGUGAUGGACACAUCCCGCAGCGUCAACCCUGUCACAUUUAUGUCCAACAUGCUCUACGCCUGCAGUAUUCUCUACAAGACCAAGCUGCCUUUCAUUGUGGUCAUGAACAAGACUGAUAUAAUCGACCACAGCUUUGCCGUGGAGUGGAUGAAAGACUUUGAGGUUUUUCAGGACGCCCUGAACCAGGAAACGUCAUACGUCAGCAACCUGACGCGCUCUAUGAGUCUGGUGCUGGACGAGUUCUACACAAACCUAAGGGUGGUGGGUGUGUCUGCAGUUACUGGAAGUGGGUUGGAUGAUCUGUUUGUUCAGGUGGAGGAAGCUGCUCAGGAGUACGAGAGGGAGUAUCGACCUGAAUAUGAAAGACUCCGCAAACAGCUGGCUGAGGCUCAGAGUAAGAAGCAGAAGGAGCAGAUGGAGCGGCUCAGGAAGGAUCUGGGAGCUGUGGACAUGACGAAUACACCUUCUACAGAGGAUGCUGCCAUAGCCGGGCCCAGUGAUCUCAUCAUGACACGCGGUAACCCUGAUGAAGAGGAUGAUGAUGCUGUGGACAGCGACACAGACGACAUUGACCACCAGGCAACGGAGGAGAGCAAAGAGAGUGACUCCUUUGGAAAUUUCUUAACGGAGAGGAGGGAGGUCGUUCAGGUCCGAAACAAGAAGUGUGCAAUUCCAGAAGUCCCCUGACCUUCACCUCUGCACCCUGAUACUGAACUCUGCUAAGAAGAAAAAGCAGAGCCAGAAUGUAGAUGAGGAAAGUGAACAUGCUCCAAAAGUCGUCCUUUAAAGGAAACAGACUGACACCUGGAUCAGACUCAUGGAGGUGCGGUGUACUCUUCAUCAGUGGUGUUUUUCUCCUUAGAUGCCCUGAUACAAACCUGAACACUUGGAGCUGACUCUGCUCAUUCAAACAAGCAGGACGGCCUCUCCUCAGUGAUGCUCCUUCCCUUAAAAAAGUUCUAUUUUUAUAUCAGAAAAAGACUCUUCUAUUCUACUUUUUGUGUUUUUCAUUAGUGUGUUUGUAAAAGAACUAAAAGGAUCUACGAUCUUAAAAAUAAAAGAUUUUAAUUCAAAAA